AUGUUACUUCUGUGGGCCUGGUUCACUCUUCCAUGUGCUGCUCUGCCCCCACUGAGCCCUCAAUCCAGCCUCUGCAGUGGAAUGCGUUGUGAAAAGGGAACCAUCUGCAUCGUUAGGCAAGAACAGCCACAGUGUGUCGCGGAAUCUCAGACUUGUCACUCCAACCAAUGCCCAGCGGGGACUGCGUGUGAGGUAGCCCAGGGCGUCCCCAGGUGUAUCCCUUCUGCACAGUCUUGUCAUCACAUCAGAUGCCCAGCUGGGACGAGAUGUGAACUGCUGGAUGGCUUUCCGAGAUGCGUAGCAGCACCGCCGUCAUGCGCCAACACUCGCUGCAAAGAAAGCACCAUCUGCACAAUGACCAACAACGUCCCUCAAUGUAUCCCAGUGCCGUCCUGCCAAAACAUCAGAUGCCACCCAGGGACUGUGUGCAGCUCUGUGAACGGGUGGCCUGUGUGCGCGCCCAUCCGGCCUUCCUGUGAUAAAGUCUCAUGCCACGACGGAACUGUGUGUGAGAUGGUUCGAGGCCAGCCAAAAUGUGUCCCAUCACCAGCAUCCUGCAAUGUCCUUCUGUGUGCAAAAGGAACCACGUGUAAGAUAGUCGGUGGACAUCCAAAGUGUGUCUCAGGACCUUCAUCUUGUCGUGAUAUAAAAUGUGCUGUUGGGGAGACAUGCAAGAUGGAAAAUGACUUGCCCAGAUGUCUAACCAUCCCAACAUCCUGUGAAAAAAUUCACUGCAGACUGGGAACGAUGUGCGAGUUAGUUGAUAGCGUACCCACUUGCGUAUCUAUCCUACCUUCUUGCAACAGGGUUGAAUGCCAGUCAGGAAGCAUUUGCAAGAUGAUUGACGGCUGGCCAAACUGUGUGCCGGCUACCCCUGUACCAUCCUGUGGUGAAAGACACUGCAAAGUGGGGACUGUAUGUCAUACUGUGGAUGGGUUCCCCAAAUGCAUCCCCAUGCUACCUUCCUGUGAUAAAGUCCAGUGCCAACCAGAAACCGUUUGUACGAUCACCGAUGGCUGGCCCAAAUGUGUUCCCGUCCCACCGUCUUGUGACAAAUACCGCUGCAGAGGAGGAACUGUUUGCAGAGUUGUUGACAAUUGGCCCAAAUGUGUUCCCAUCCCAACUUCUUGCGACAACGUGAGAUGUCAAGAAGGGACUGUUUGCCAAAUGAUCGAUAGUUGGCCCAAAUGUGUUCCCACCAGCACAUCAUGUGACAAAUACCAAUGCAAAGCUGGCACUGUGUGUGAAAUGGUUGAUAGCUGGGCCAAAUGUGUUCCCAUCACACCGUCUUGUGACAAAUACCAAUGCAAGGUGGGAACCACAUGUCAAGUCGUUGAUGGGUUCCCCAAAUGUGUUCGUACCCCACAAUCCUGUGACGAUCAUCACUGCCAUAUAGGGACCAUAUGUCAAGUUGUUGAUGGGUCCCCCAAAUGUGUUCGCACCCCACAAUCCUGUGCCAAUCAUCACUGUGAAGUGGGGACUGAAUGUCAUGUUGUUGAUGGGUUCCCCAAAUGUGUUCGCACCCCACAAUCUUGUGCCAAUCAUCGCUGUGAUGUGGGGACUAUAUGUCAAGUUGUUGAUGGGUUCCCAAAAUGUGUCCGCACCCCACAAUCCUGUGACAAUCAUCACUGCCAUGUGGGGACCAUAUGUCAAGUUGUUGAUGGGUUCCCCAAAUGUGUUCCCAUCCCACAAUCCUGUGCCAAUCAUCACUGCCAGGUGGGGACUGAAUGUCAUGUUGUUGAUGGGUUCCCCAAAUGUGUUCACACCCCACAAUCCUGUGCCACUCAUCACUGCCAUGUGGGAACCAUAUGUCAAGUUGUUGAUGGGUUCCCCAAAUGUGUUCACACCCCACAAUCCUGUGCCACUCAUCACUGCCAUGUGGGAACCAUAUGUCAAGUUGUUGAUGGGUUCCCCAAAUGUGUUCACUCCCCACAAUCCUGUGCCAAUCAUCACUGCCAUGUGGGGACUGAAUGUCAGAUUGUUGAUGGGUUCCCCAAAUGUGUUCACACCCCACAAUCCUGUGCCACUCAUCACUGCCAUGUGGGAACCAUAUGUCAAGUUGUUGAUGGGUUCCCCAAAUGUGUGCACACCCCACAAUCCUGUGCCACUCAUCACUGCCAUGUGGGAACCAUAUGUCAAGUUGUUGAUGGGUUCCCCAAAUGUGUUCACACCCCACAAUCCUGUGCCAAUCAUCACUGCCAUGUGGGUACUGAAUGUCAUAUUGUUGAUGGGUUCCCCAAAUGUGUUCGCACACCACAAGCCUGUGCCAAUCAUCACUGUGAUAUGGGAACUGAAUGUCAUGUUGUUGAUGGUUUCCCCAAAUGUGUUCACACCCCACAAUCCUGUGCCAAUCAUCACUGCCAUGUGGGAACCGUAUGUCAAGUUGUUGAUGGGUUCCCCAAAUGUAUUCACACCCCGCAAUCUUGUGCCAAUCAUCACUGCCAUGUGGGGACUGAAUGUCAUGUUGUUGAUGAGUUCCCCAAAUGUGUUCACAUCCCACAAUCCUGUGCCAAUCUUCACUGCAAUGAGGGAACUGUAUGUCAUGUUGUUGAUGGGUUGGCCAAAUGCGUUCCCAUUCCACAAUCCUGUGACAAUCAUCACUGUGAUAUGGGGACCAUAUGUCAUUUUGUUGAUGGGGUGGCCCAGUGUAUUCCCAUCCCACAAUCCUGUGGCAAUCAUCACUGUGAUGUGGGGACUGUAUGUCAUGUUGUUGAUGGGUUCCCCACAUGUGUUCACAUCCCAAAAUCCUGUGCCAAUCAUCCUUGUGAUUGGGGGGCCUCAUGUCAUGUUGUCAAUGGGAAACCCAAAUGUGUUCCCAUUCCACAAUCAUGUGCCAAUCAACCCUGCGAUUUAGGGGCCAUAUGUCAUGUUGUUGAUGGGUUACCAAAAUGCCUUCCCAUCCCACAACCCUGUGCUAAUUAUCACUGCACUGUGGGGACCGUCUGUCAGGUAGUUGAUGGGUUGCCCAAAUGUGUUCCUUUCCCACAGUCCUGUGCCAAUCAUCCUUGCAAUGCAGGGACUAUAUGUUACGUUAUUGAUGGGAUCCCUAGAUGCCUCCCCAUUCCACAGUCCUGUGCCAAACUCCACUGUAAAGAGGGGACCGUCUGUAACACUGUGGAUGGCAGGCCCCAGUGUGUUCACGUAUCAGGAUCCUGCAGCAGUACACAUUGUAAACAGGGAACUGUAUGUCAGGUCAUCGAUGGUUGGCCCAAAUGUGUGGAAGCUGCCCAAACAUGCCACACAAUUCACUGCAGCACAGGAAUGACCUGUGUAGUCAAGGAUGGUUUACCCAAGUGUGUUCCUGUUUCCCCUACCCAGUCUGCUUGCUGGGCCUCUGGCCAGACACACUACCACACUUUUGAUGGACGCAACUACGAUUUCCACGGUACCUGUGCCUACACCAUGGUCAAGACAUGCCAGCCGAAGUCCAAGCUCCCGUUCUUCCAUGUUUUCACAGAGAGCGAGAAGAGCAGCAGCACCCCGUUCUCUUUCUUCAGCCAGGUCACCGUCACUGUCUACAGCUUCAACGUCACCAUGGUCAAGUAUGAAUAUGGACUCGUCAGAGUCAACCAGGUGCGCUCACGUCUGCCCAUCACUUUGCAUGACGGGAAGAUUUCUCUUCACCACCGGGGUGGCCAACUGGUCAUGGAGACAGACUUUGGCCUGACCCUUUACUACGACUGGAAUUAUUAUCUUGUGGUUAAGGCUACUGCGUCCUUCCGGGGCCACGUCUGCGGCCUCUGCGGCAACUACAACGGAGACCCCAACGACGACUCUGUGACGUCUUCUGGCGGCUUGGCCACUGAUGCCAUUAACUUCGGCAAGAGCUGGAAGGUGGAGGACGGGAAAGGGACCUGCAGCCAUGGAUGCCACGGCAAAUGCUGGCACUGCUCCCCGGCGCUGAUCGCCAGGUACAGCGUGGAGGGCUCUUGCGGACUGAUGGCGAAACACAAGGAGGGUCCUUUCCACCCCUGCCAUUCCGUGCUCGGUUACAAACCUUACGUGGAUAACUGUGUGAGUGACUUGUGUGCUUUCGAUGGCUACAAGCAGAUCUUAUGCGGAGCGUUAAAGACUUACGCCGAUGCCUGCCGAAGAGAAGGAGCAGCAAUAUUGGACUGGAGGAAAGAGGCUGGCUGCCCCCUCUCUUGUCCUGAGAACAGCCGGUACAUGGCCUGCGGUUCAGCGUGCCCUGCCACCUGCAACAACCUUGAUGCUCCGAAGAAGUGCCUCCUACCUUGCAUGGAGGCUUGCGAGUGCAACCCAGGCUAUGUGCUGGAUAGUGGCCGGUGCAUUCCUAGAGACCGGUGCGGCUGCAUCCAUAGGGGUCAGCUCUACGCCCCCAAUGAGCAGUUCUGGGAUGACCAGUAUUGUCGUAGACUUUGCUUGUGUAGGCCGCAGGACAGGGGAGUGAUCUGCCAGGGGUCCCAGUGUGGGGAGAGGUCCAUGUGCGGUGUGGACAACGGCAUCAGGGGCUGCUACCCCAUGAAUUACAGCACCUGCUCUACCCUGGGCCAGUUGCAUUAUUUAACCUUUGAUGGGUUGCACUAUGACUUCUACGGGACGUGCGUUUAUCGCCUGGCCGAACUCUGCCACAGGAGGACAAACCUCACUCACUUCCAAGUCCUUGUGAAACCUGGGCUGGAGGGCCCCGGAGAUCCCUCUGCCACCAAGGUCAUCGAAGUCAACGUCUAUGGGGUGAUUAUCAUAGUCGACCACAACAAAGUCUUGCUGAAUAGCUUGUUGAUCAAUCUGCCGUACAACAUCGAACACAGCAAAGUCUCCCUUUACCGCCAAGGCUGGGAUAUUGUCAUCCACACCGAUUUUGGCGUUACCGUGAUGUUUGAUUGGAGGAACAACGUCCGUCUCACAGUGCCAGGAACUUACGCGGGUCAUUUGUGCGGCUUGUGUGGCAACUUCAACGGGAAUCCGAACGACGACAUGCAGAACCGGAGAGGAGUGUCGCUACCUAUUCCAAGAGACUUUGGCAGAACCUGGAAGGUUCGGGACAUCCCAGGCUGCAUGGAGGUGGAAAAGAAGGAAUGCAUAGAAAUGGGGCAAGUGGAGCUCACCCAGAGGAAGGGCAAGGAAUGUGGGGUCCUAUUAGAUAAGAAUGGUCCCUUCAGGGAUUGCCAUGGCAAGGUGCCACCUACGCUAUACUUCCAAGACUGCGUCUUUGACUAUUGCUCCAACAGGGACAACAAAAACGUUAUAUGUCGCAUUAUCUCCUCCUACGCGGCAGCCUGCCAAGCAGCUGGUGCCAAGAUCAAUGAGUGGAGAGCCACCACCUUCUGCAGGCCAGACUGCCCGGCAAACAGCCAUUACGAAGUCUGUGCCAGCAACUGCCCCGUGACAUGCCGCAGCCUCUUUGACCAGACCGUCUGUAACGCUAUGUGCCACGAAGGGUGUGAGUGUGAUACAGGUUUCGUUUUGAGCAGCGACAGGUGUGUCCCCAUCUCCCAGUGUGGUUGCAUCCACCAAGGCUUCUACUACAGUGUGGGAGAAUCCAUCUAUCCCAACGGGUUCUGCAAGGAACAAUGCCUUUGCCACACAGGUGGCAUUAUGCAGUGCCAGCCUUCCUCCUGUGGUCCUCACGGGGAGUGUCGCGUCGUGGAGGGUGUGCAGACAUGCCACUCCCUCAUGGCCAAGACUGGCACAUGCCAUGUGUUUGGUGACCCCCACUUUCUCACCUUUGAUGGCCUCACGUAUGAUGUCCAGAGCAACUGCACUUAUGUCUUGACGCGGAGUUGCACGCACAAGCACUCCACGCCAUCCUUUGCUGUCAACGUGGAGAACGAGAGGCGGUCCAGGGGGAAAGUCUCCGUCACCAAGUCGGUGUCUGUCACAGUCUAUCAACACACCUUCACCAUAACGCGGGAAAAGAGAGGCUUCAUCAUGGUAGAUGAUGCUGUCCACUCUGUGCCUUUCCGUCUGGUUAGUGGUGGGGUGCGUGUGUACUACCAUGGUGACAACAUCAUACUUCAGACCGACGUCGGCUUGCACGUCUCUUUUGACCAUUUCUACCAUCUCGCCGUCACCGUGCCUCACUCCUUUAAGAGGCAGGUCUGUGGUCUGUGCGGCAACUACAACGACCAACGUCUGGAUGACUUCUCAAUGCCCACUGGGGACAGAGCAACGAGUGUCCUCGCCCUUGUGAGCAGCUGGAGAGCGGACAGGCCGGCGACAGUCUGCACUCAGGACUGUGGCGCUAUGGUGUGCGGCUCUUGCCACGAGAGCCGGAAGGCCAGCUACGUGCACAACAGCCAGUGCGGCAUCCUGCAGGCGCCGUAUGGCCCAUUCAGCAUGUGCUAUUCUACCAUCAACCCCACCAUCUUCUUCAAUAACUGUGUGCAUGACCUCUGCAAGGCGCAAGGGAACCGUGUCAUCCUUUGCCGUGCCAUCCACAGCUAUGUCACCGCUUGUCAAGCUGCUGGCAUCACGAUCAACCCCUGGAGGACACCGCAAUUCUGCCCCAUGAAAUGCCCAGCCAACAGCCAUUACGAACUGUGUGCCAAAGCUUGCCCCCGAGGCUGCCAAGAAGCAACCAGUAUCACCCAAUGCCCUCGAACCUGUGCCGAAGGCUGCCAGUGCGACGAGGGCUACUUUAUGGCUGAGUACCGCUGCGUUCCCAUGAGCCUGUGCCGGUGCUUCUACAAUGGCACAUGGUUUAAGGUGGGAGUGAUGGUGUUGACAGCCGAAUGCCAGCAGCAAUGUAUCUGCCACCGUAAAGGGCGGGUGGUGUGCAACCCCUAUCUGUGUUCCACUGGAAGGUCCUGUGUCUUGAGCAACGGCAAAUGGGACUGCAUUCGGCAGGAGGGUCACUGCACCAUCGCCCAUGGAGAUGUCUUCACCACUUACGAUGGAGUCUCUGGAAAAGUUCCUUCCAUUGGAUCCUAUGAGAUCUCCUCGCUCAUCAACACCACAUCUGCAUCUUGGUUCCAGGUGGUGGCAGUAUUGCAGAAGUGCCCCACGUGCCCCACUCCUGUGGUGGAGUCCGUCAUCGUCUUCUUCCAGAACCUUAUUGUGAGGGUGAACCAGGAGGGUUUAGCUUGGGUGAAUGAGAAUCCUGCUCAUCUCCCAGCCCAGCUUUCCAAGGACGUGUCAGUGAGCCUGAUCCAGGGAGUGAUGACGGUGAAGUUCAGAACAGAUGUCCGUGUUCUCCUCAGCAGCAACGGAGAGGCAACAGUCAUUCUCAGUGGAACACUUUCCUACCAAGUACAAAGAGCAUGUGGGAACUUCAAUGGUAUUGGUGCAGAUGACCUUCGGCUGCCCAACGGUACAAUCGUGAAUAACAUUGGAGUGGUCCUCAGCUACUGGAGAGUCAGAAGGAUGACGCAACCAGGUCUUGGGAAAAUCCAUCCCUAA
Molecule: messenger RNA, 7362 nt
Organism: Euleptes europaea (tarantolino)
Lineage: Eukaryota; Metazoa; Chordata; Lepidosauria; Squamata; Sphaerodactylidae
Product: IgGFc-binding protein-like
Exons: 13
Coding region: 1-7362 (2453 amino acids)
Molecular function (GO): protein binding
Source: RefSeq, a predicted model, not a curated record